Messenger RNA from Danio aesculapii, 1166 nucleotides. Its product is annotated as oocyte zinc finger protein XlCOF15-like. The transcript has 2 exons. The coding region runs from base 1 to 792 and encodes 263 amino acids. Gene Ontology annotation, molecular function: DNA-binding transcription factor activity, RNA polymerase II-specific; RNA polymerase II cis-regulatory region sequence-specific DNA binding. Gene Ontology annotation, cellular component: nucleus. Lineage: Eukaryota; Metazoa; Chordata; Actinopteri; Cypriniformes; Danionidae. The record is from RefSeq and is a predicted model, not a curated record. Gene Ontology annotation, biological process: regulation of transcription by RNA polymerase II; central nervous system development.
AUGGGAACCACCACCCCAGUUGCCCAGUCUAGAGACUUAAUUGAAGAGUAUGAGGAGAUUAAAGAGGAGGAACAUCAUGUCAAAAUUGAGGACAAAACUCAUUUACAGACUGAUGGUAUUUUGAAAAGGAGAAACCGGAAUCGUGUAAUGUGCACUCAGUGUGGAAAGAGUUUGGGAAGAAAAAGCAAACUUAAGAUUCACAUGAGGAUCCACACUGGAGAGAAACCAUUCACAUGCACUCAGUGUGGGAGGACUUUCAGCCAAUCAUCACACCUUAAUCUACACAUGAGGGGCCACACUGGAGAGAAACCAUUCAAGUGCACCCAGUGUGGGAAGAGUUUCAGCCAAUCACCACACCUUAAUCAACACAUGAUGAUCCACACUGGAGAGAAACCAUACGCAUGCACUCAUUGUGAGAAGAGAUUCAGUCUAUCAUCAAACCUUAAUCAACACUUGAGGAUCCACACUGGAGAGAGACCAUUCAUAUGCACUCAAUGUGGGAAGAGUUUUACUCAUUCAUCAUCCCUUAAUAAACACAUGAUGAUCCACACCGGAGAGAAACCAUUCACAUGCACUCAAUGUGGGAAGAGUUUCUCUCAUUUAUCAUCCCUUAAUGAUCACCUGAGGAGCCACACCGGAGAGAGACCAUUCACAUGUACUCAGUGUGGGAAGAGUUUCUCUCAUUUAUCAUCCCUUAAUAAACACCUGAGGAUCCACACUGGAGAAAACCAUUCACAUGCACUCAGUGUGGCAAGAGUUUCUCUAAUUUAUCACCACUUAAUGAACACAUGAGAAUACACACUGGAGAGAAACCAUUCAUAUGCACUCAGUGUGGGAAGAGUUACUCUCAUUCAUCAACCCUUAAAAAACACCUGAGGAACCACACUGGUGAGACUGUGCGUCUGCAGUAUACCUGGGCAUGAAGUUGGGAAAGCCUAUACAUUUACUUUUUUGAGUGGAAUGUGGCCUGCAGCUGUGCAGACUGAUCAGCUCUUAUGUUGCUGCAUAUAGUGAAGCACAAGGGCUGUAACUGACUGUGACCAUCGUACCAUGACGAAUUCAUGUACAGUUCACGUGCUCUUGUGGCAAAUACAGAAUACAUUCACACCAGUUGAUCCACUAUUUUCCCAGUGAAACUAAUAGUAUGUGUGACAAAGGAGUGCUGC